Thalassophryne amazonica is the source of this 2161-nucleotide messenger RNA. RefSeq names its product cerebellar degeneration-related protein 2-like. The record is from RefSeq and is a predicted model, not a curated record. The transcript has 7 exons. The coding region runs from base 124 to 1587 and encodes 487 amino acids. NCBI's taxonomy places the organism in Eukaryota, Metazoa, Chordata, Actinopteri, Batrachoidiformes, Batrachoididae.
GGGAUGAGAGGAGGAGAAGAGGGGAGGAGUGAAGGAGGAAACAGACGAGAGGAAGGAACCACGUAGACGGGAACUGUCCGGGAGCCUGGAGGAGGACUAUUGUUCGUCGGGAGGGAGUCGCCCAUGCUGAGCUCCGGGAUCAUGGAGGAGUUCGUGACCGAGGAGGAGGAACCGUGGUACGACCAGCAGGACCUGGAGCAGGACCUCCACCUGGCGGCGGAGCUUGGAAAGACGCUGCUGGAGAGGAACAAGGAGCUGGAGGACUCGCUGCAGCAGAUGUACAUCACUAAUGAAGAGCAAGUGCAGGAGAUUGAGUACCUGUCCAAGCAGCUGGAGGUUCUUCGGGACAUGAAUGAACAGCACGCUAAAGUAUAUGAGCAGCUGGACGGGACUGCCAGAGAACUAGAAACCACCAACCACAUGCUGGUGAUGGACAGCAAGACGUCUCAGCAGAAGAUCGAGACGUUAACAGGAACCAUUGAGGCUUUGCAGAACCAGGUGGAGUCUCUGUCAGGGCAGGUGGAACAACUUCGCUCCAUGGAGCAGCUCCGCGUCAGGAGAGAGAAGAGAGAAAGACGCAAGACCAUCCACUCCUUUCCCUGCCUGAGGGAGCUUUGCACAGCACCAAGGUACGAGGAUGAGUUUGUGGUGGGCAGAGCUGAGAGCUUUUCCGUGGAUGCAAAGCAUCAGCCAUUUGAAGAAGAGAACUGGCAUUUGAGGGAGGCGGUGUCGGCCCUGCGGGGAGCCAUCCGCAGUGAGAGAAGUCGUAGAGAGGGGGUGGAGCGAGAAUGUAACCUCCUCCUGGCUGAGUUCUCACGCCUGCAGACACGGGUGAAGGAUGCCGAGAGCUGCCAGGCGAGGCUACGUGAGCUGGAGAUGGAGCUAUACGAGCUGCAGCAGCUACGCCGCGCUCGGACUUUCCUGCUAAGUGGCGAGGAUGAUGGCGUGGGUCUGACCCAGACCGUCCUCAACAUCACCCCAGAGACCGAUACGUUCCUGGAAGGUGAUGCUGGGGAGACAGGAGGCGGCGUGAGGGAGCAGACGGAGGGUGGAGAUGGCGCGGGAGGAGAGGUUCUCCCAGAGUCCAAUCCAGUGAGGAAAAGCUGCAGCGACACAGCGCUCAAUGCCAUUGUGGCCCGCGAUGCAUCGGGCCGCAGGAGAGGGAGCUACGCUCUCCACGCCAACAGUGUGAGGAAGAGAGGGAUGUCCAUCCUCAGGGAGGUGGACGAGCAGUACCACGCCCUGCUGGAGAAAUACGAAGAGCUAUUAGGGAAGUGUAAACGCCAUGAAGAGAGCCUGUGUCAUGCUGGUGUCCAGACGUCACGACCUGUCUCGCGAGACCCAUCCAUGAAAGAUUGUGCUAUGGGCCCCACCCCCGCCCCUCCCCCUACACCCACCCAGUCGCCCUCCACCCCUGAGGCCAUUGAGAGCAUCAGCAAGCAGGUGGAGGCGGUGGACAAACGUCUGGGACAGAACACUCCGGAGUACAAGGCCCUUUUUAAGGAGAUCUUCUCUCGUAUUCAGAAGACCAAAAUGGACAUCAAAGCCACCAAAGCAGCUAAAGCUAGCAAAUCUAGUAAACAUUAAGGGAGACAUACUGCAGUUUCACUUACCUUACGUAUUCAUGAAGGACUAACACGUUUAACCACCAGGGGCCAGAUUAGGAUUGAGUCAUUCCUCUAUUGAUACCAUAAUAUCUCCUUUUCAUGUUGCCAGUCUCAUAGCUGUAGCAGGAGAAUAUUCUUCAAAACCCUUCAGUCACAGUGUCUCUAAUUCCUCAUACUGCCCCCGUGAUUCAGGCGGGUAUUGCACCUGGCAUAGAUGUGAUAAUUUAGAACAUCCCGUUCUCAUGAAACGUUCAUAGUUAAACAUACAAAAGUAAUGCACAACAAUUUAUAUAUAACCCAUGUCAUCAUGUGGCCACAGAAAGGGAUAUUCCUCUUAUCAUUAUUGUAACCCCGAAGCUAACCCGAAUCCAACGCUAUGUUUUGAAUAUUUUUUGCCAAACACGUGUUGCACGUGCACAGAUUUUUGUGGGAUUGUGCACAAAAUACCCUGUAUAACUUUUUGUAAGAUAUACCAACUGCUUCAUGAAAAUAUUAGAGCCUGACCAAUAUGGAUUUUUUUUUUAAGGGCCGAUAUGAUACCGAUAUUAUGGAAU